ACAUCGUAGGUUUGGUCGUAAUCGGGAGCAAUCUGUCAGCAUGUUAGUUGAUAAUUACAGUGGUGUCAAUGAAAAUCAUUGGGUGAGUUUGUAAAAGUAAUAUGGAAUAUAAUCAGUCGCUCCACCGUGAUGUUAUCUGUGUGUGUGGGUGUGUGUGUGUGUGUGUUUGGUAGUGGGGGUGGUCUGACUUUGUGACAUCACAACAAGGGAGGAUGUAAAUGGCCAGGAAAGUCCAUUAGAGUUAAACUGAGUUUACCAGCUGAACUCUCUGUAUAGCAUGAGAGAGAGAGAGUGAGAGAGAGAGAGAGAGAGGAAAAAGGGGAGGAGAGACAAAAAGAGAAGGAGAAACAGAGAAAGAGAGGAAGGGAGAGAGACACAUUUAGGAAGCUGGGGACAAGAGGGAAUUAUUUGCCGGUUACUGAGAACUCUCCAGCCUAAUUCUUCUUCUGCAGGUUCAUACAGUCAACAUACUGCUGUCCAUUUCACUGUGUGUCUGUGCAGGACGGGGACGCUGAAGCGACAGAGAGGGAGUUGGCUGUUUGAAGAGGUCAGGCAGGCAGGCAGGGGGAAGCCGGUAGAUAUUUUUUAAGUGGGAGCUUAUCUGAAACUGACAACAGGAUGAGAGGGUGAGCGCGGGGGGGGGGGGCCCAGCAGUGUAGGGACAGAACCAUGGAGGUUAAAGCAUCCUCACCCACAGCCCACGUACAAAGGAGGCUAUCCUGAGUGAGAGAGAGAGAGAGAGGGAGAGGACAGGGGGAGAGGGGGAGAAGGAGAGAGAGAGAUAAAAGAGUCUACUUUGUCAAUUCAUGUCUGACGGAGAGGGAGCGUGAGAGACGAGGGUUCGUAACACUGGAGCUCAAGGAUAAACCAUGGACUCUGAUCACCUCCUACCACGCCUGGACCUCCACCAUGUUCCCUGCUAACCUCCUGGUCCUGAUGGUCCUGCUGCUACCUCAAGCUUCGUCUGGUCGCCAGGGCCAAGCCGCCGAGCCCGAUGGCCGCGUGCCGUCGUUGUCCCCCACGGAGCCAAGCCUGGCCCAGACCAUCCAGAAUCUGCUGCUGAGCCGCCUGGGCCUGCAGUCCCGGCCCAACCCACAGCCUGGGGCUCACAUCCCCCAGUACCUACUAGACCUCUACCGCUUCCACUCCCAGCAGUACCACCUGGUCCAGGACCCACACUUCAGCUACCCCAGCCAGCAUGUCCGGGAGGCCAACACCGUGCGCAGCUUUCACCACACAGAGUCUACCGAUCCCUCACAUCCCUUUGAAAAGAGGCAGACCUCCACCAACAACCACAGGGUCCUCAUCUCCUUCAACGUGUCCUCUAUACCCCAUGAUGAGCAUGUGGUGUCAGCAGAGAUACGUUUCCUUCGGGCUGGCAGUGCCUCUCUGGGCCCCGGCUCUCACAGGGUUAGUCUGUUCCUCUCCAGAGGCCCUGGGGACUCAGAGCCCACUCUGCUGGUGUCAAGAAUCCUCCCCGGGGGCCCCAGCACCAAGCCAGCCGGGUCCUGGGAGGCCUUCAGCCUCAGCGCCGAGCUUUUCCGAGGGGCCCACGCUCGGACUGACAGCCUGGCCUUCCUGCUGGAGGUGACCCCUGCGGGUAACACCACCCUCCUCACCCGCCCUGGCCAUGGCGCUGCACCACUCUCCACUGGGGAGACUGAGCAGAGGAAGGGGCAUCUGAGGGUACGCAGGUCUCUGGGUCAGGACGAGCACAGCUGGGCACGAGAGAGACCCCUACUGGUGACUUACAGCCAUGACGGGCGUGGGGAGCCACUCGCCGCCAAUGGCCAGAAAACCUCUCGCUCUGCUCAGAGGUUGAGCGGGAGGAAGGCGCCCAGAGGGAAGGCCAACGGCAGGGACCGUGGCAGAGCCAGAGACACGGACAGGAACCGGAGGGCCAGCAGCUGGGGCGGCAGCUGGAACGAGCGUGGCCGAGUGAAGCGCAACGGCGGCCGCGCAGCGAAGCUGAAGCGCUUGUCUCGCGCUCGCUGCCGUCGCCACCCUCUCUACGUGGAUUUCAAAGACGUGGGCUGGAACAAGUGGAUCGUGGCGCCCAGCGGCUACGACGCCUUCUUCUGCCUGGGGGAGUGCCGUUUCCCGCUGGCUGACCACAUGAACUCGUCCAGCCACGCCAUGGUGCAGACGCUGGUGAACUCGGUGAACGGAGCAGUGCCGCGGGCCUGCUGCGUCCCCACCGCCCUCAGUCCCAUUGCCAUGCUCUAUCUGGACCCACAGGACCGAGUGGUGCUGAAAAACUACCAGGACAUGGUGGUGGAGGGCUGUGGUUGCCGGUAGCUGGACACAAAAGAGAGGGAGGGAGGAGAGAGAGGGACGGAAGGAAAGAUGGAUGAGGGAGGGAGGGAAAGAGGGCAUGAGCAGAGUCUAAACACCGUGUGAUGUAUGGGCAGUUGGACAUUGAUGGAGGCCAGUAGCGAGAGAGAGAGAGGGAGGACGGGAGGGACGGCUGAGGGAGGAAGGAAUCAUGCAGCAGGACCAAGUGCUGCUUAGGACAUCCAUGGUUUUGGAGGACCACUGCUGUCAGUGGUGGAUAUAAGUGAGGACAUGCAGGUAAGACCGCACAGUCUGCUGAGAGCUGCCGCAUAGUGAGAGGAGACCAAAAGGAGAGACCAAAAGGAGAGAGAGAGAGAGAGACGGGGAGUGAGCGAGCGAGCGAGAAGAGAGAAAAAAUAAGUCUUCCUCAUCCCAGUGGGUGUGCUAGAAGAUGCUUCUGCCAGUAGAAGAGAGCCUGCUGGAGAAGAGACUCCUCCCAUUCGCUCCAGCUCCUCCCAUUCGCCCCAGCUCCUCCCAUUCGCCCCAGCUCCUCCCAUUAGCCCCACCUCACCUAUAGCACUGCGCUCGCUGACAGUCCUGUGCUUGUUCAGUGUUCACCCACCAGCCCCCUACGUGUCCGUAACGUGUCCGUGUCCGUGUGUCUCUCCGUGCUCGAUGUGGCGCUCGCCUGCUCAUUCCAGCAAUAAUCUGCGAAGGAGAUGCCUUCAGUCUGUGGACCGGAUGACCAGCGAGACUGGCAUGUCGUGAAGGGGUCUGUGUCAGGGCAUACCGUCUGUACAACGGACAAUAAUGUCAAACGUGGCCGAUAGUAAAGGGCAAGCUGUCUUGUGGCACAAACAUAUAAUCUUUGUAUCAGCGGCACCAUCCUCUAUAUAACAUAUAUAGCCCAUGGACAGCUAAUGAUCUUCUAUCAAGAAAGAUUUUCACAGACACUACCCGCAGACUGAGAUGAAACUGUGUGUUUCAGACAGACAGACAGAUUGUCCACAUCAAGCUUCCCAUUACGAGAUGUUUAAAACCACAAAAAUAAUACAGAGGAAUUAUUAUGCUAUCAUUUGAAUGUACUGUCAUUUGUAUGAUUAUCAAUAUUAUUUAAAGUUAUUUGUACAUUUCCUUUGUGGAGACGAGGACAAAUUCUGAAUACAGUUGCUAUCAAAGUAUUUCCAUUAAAUGGCGAAUCUAACUUAAAAGUCACAUUAUGUAUUUAAAUGGCAACCCCACACGUGAUGUAUUUAAUCUUGGAAAUAUUUAAGGAAUCUGCUCUCUCCAAGCCUACAGCACCAUAGUACCCCUAAAGCCUGCCGUCCUUCCUGUAGCUUUGGUACAGUUAUCGUGACCUUUCUUAUGUCGUUGGCAUGGUGCACCACACUCUGCAUUGCUUUACCAUUCAUCUCUGAGACCUGUUGUGUCGUACACAUUCUGACAGAGUGACGACACAGCUGCAGAAACACAGCAUGCCGAGGCUCUGUGUAUAAUACUCUAUGGCACCUUGUAACAAGACUACGACGUCAUCGCCAAAAAUGUCUUAUCUAGCAGUGUGCAUGUUUAAAAACAAAUCAAUUUAAAAAAAAAUGUUAGACCAGUUGAUUUCCAGUGCCUUUUGGACAAGGGCUUUGCGAGUGUUUUCUAAUGAGUUGAGCAUUUUGAGUAUGGUUCCAGUGUGUUGCUUUUCCCUCUAUUUAAAUGGAAGCAUUUAAACAACAGUGUAAAAUGUUUGACAUUGUCUGAAGAAGUGGUGAUACGUGUAAUAAACAGAGACCAAGCAACA
Esox lucius (northern pike) is the source of this 4063-nucleotide messenger RNA. RefSeq names its product bone morphogenetic protein 16 (gene bmp16). The coding region runs from base 910 to 2298 and encodes 462 amino acids. Gene Ontology annotation, cellular component: extracellular region. Gene Ontology annotation, biological process: SMAD protein signal transduction; BMP signaling pathway. The record is from RefSeq and is a predicted model, not a curated record. Lineage: Eukaryota; Metazoa; Chordata; Actinopteri; Esociformes; Esocidae. Gene Ontology annotation, molecular function: cytokine activity; growth factor activity. The transcript is spliced from 3 exons.